AUGGCAGCGGCCGCCAUGGCCCCGGAGGACGCGCGGGGCCCCCCGCGCUCUCCCCUCCCCCGCGGCGGAUCCGGGGGGGGUCCCGGGGCCCCUCCCCGAUUUGGGUCGGGGUCUGCCCGGAUUUGGGUCUGGGGUCCCGGGGUGCCGUACCACGAGCGGCAGCGCCGGCAGCUCUGCGCCCUGCACGCCCUCAACAACCUCCUGCAGCGGCCCUGGCUCAGCCAGGCCUCGGCCGACCGCAUCUGCCAGCGGGUGGUGGGAAGGCUACUUGAAUUUGGGGAGGGGUCUCAAGGGUGCGGGGAGGGGGUCUUGGUGUGGUUUCCAGAAUUUGGGGAGGGGUCUCAGGGGGGUUUGGGGCUGUGGGGAGGGGUCCUCAACAACCUCCUGCAGCGGCCCUGGCUCAGCCAGGCCUCGGCCGACCGCAUCUGCCAGCGCCCCCCCAGGUUGGCCCCAAAUUCGCGGCCCAACCCCCACCGGAGCCCCCUGGGCACGGGCAAUUACGACGUCAACGUGGUGAUGGCGGCGCUGGGCACGCUGGGGCUGGCGGCGGUCUGGUGGGACAAGCGGCGCCCCCUGGAGCGCCUGUCGCUGCCGCACGCUGGGCUGCUGCUCAACGUCCCCUCGCGGGUGACGCUGGGGACGCUGGCGCUGCCGCUGCGGCGCCCGCACUGGCUCUGCGUGCGGCACUUCGGGGGCACCUUCUACAACCUGGACUCCAAGCUGGCCGCGCCCGCCGCCAUCGGAGCGGAGCCGCAGCUCAGGGAGUGGCUGCGGGAGGCGCUGGCCCCGGGCUCCUCCGAGCUCUUCCUGGUGGUGGCGCGGGACGUGGAGGAGGCGGGGACCUGGCUGAGGCCCGAGUGACACCGGAGGGGACAGGUGGCACCCGUGGUGGCACCCGUGGUGGCACCCGUGGUGGCACCUGUGCAGUGCCAGCUGUGGUGGCGCCGCUGCAAAAAAUGCGGGGUUUGGGGUUUUUUUGGGUGGGAUUUGGGCGUUUUUCAAGAGGGCAGGUGGGGGUUGGUGGCACCUGGAGACAGCUGGGGACACCUGGGUGGCAUCUGGUGGCAUCUGGGGACAUCUGGGGACACCUCUGUGGCUUCAAAUCCCUCCCCAAAACGGAUUAAAAGCGAUCCUUGGCA
Vidua macroura (Pin-tailed whydah) is the source of this 1139-nucleotide messenger RNA. Its product is annotated as josephin-2-like. Gene Ontology annotation, molecular function: cysteine-type deubiquitinase activity. Gene Ontology annotation, biological process: protein deubiquitination. Lineage: Eukaryota; Metazoa; Chordata; Aves; Passeriformes; Viduidae. The record is from RefSeq and is a predicted model, not a curated record.